Molecule: messenger RNA, 2598 nt
Organism: Cyclopterus lumpus (lumpfish)
Lineage: Eukaryota; Metazoa; Chordata; Actinopteri; Perciformes; Cyclopteridae
Gene: dr1
Product: down-regulator of transcription 1
Exons: 3
Coding region: 985-1515 (176 amino acids)
Biological process (GO): chromatin remodeling; negative regulation of transcription by RNA polymerase II; positive regulation of transcription by RNA polymerase II
Cellular component (GO): negative cofactor 2 complex
Molecular function (GO): core promoter sequence-specific DNA binding; general transcription initiation factor activity; TBP-class protein binding
Source: RefSeq, a predicted model, not a curated record
GUCUAGAGUGUUUUUUAAAUUUUUAAUAAAGGAGCUGGAAACAUUGUCCGCAGUUGCUGUGCCUAGAAGUCGAAUCUAGCUAAUAAGAGAAAAUCUGGCUAAAUGUAAACAAAAAAAGGAUGACACAACUACGGAAUAGGGCGAGGCCAGCGUUAAAGGUAUAUCAUAGUGUGUAGCGCUAGUGGAUACUGUCCACGACUGGACUCUUAAAAUGGACACUGAGGGAGAAUAAAAACCGAGGGUGGCAGUUAUAGAUGCCAACUACCGUAAAAACCUCAUGGUAGAAGAAGAAGAAGCCCUUAUCCGGCUCUUUGAUAACGUCACUUCCGGACAAAUUUAAGCUAAUGCUACCGAGGAUACUAAAUAGUAAAUUAACUAAUGAUAGCUUUGAGCUCGAUUGACAUGUUUGGCUCACUUAGUCGAUGCUAGGACUAAUAACUCUCAGUGUUGUGGCGGCUUCAUUCCGCGUGCCGUGUCUCCCGGGACGCCUGUCGGGUCACACAUGUCUGGGGCCGCUCAUUGUUCCGCUGUAGCCAUGCGCUCAGGCUCCGCUCUCACUUGUCUUCUGGGUUGCGGUUUGCUUGCGACAGGGACCACAGCUACUAGCUAGCUUGGUAGCUAGCUAGCUACGCAUACGUUUCCCUCCAAGUGUUAACGGUUCUGUGGUUGUAUUUGUUCGUUUCUUGGACCUUAUUAUUGUCUGUCGCAGUCCGCGUCACAGCGGCGGUCCACAGAAACCGCACUUCGUUGGGUUUUAACACGUGCAAUACGUCAUUAGCUCGCCGAGCAAGCUAGCCAACCGGCGUAUUUUGAGGAAACGUCUUUUUUCUUCUUGAUGCCAUUAAACUCGCUGUUGCCUUGACCCUUGCAGUGGACUACAUUAACAGAUACAGGCCUGCCAUCGUCCACUAACGUUUCCUCACCCGGCCAGGAGCCGGAGCAUUCAUCUCUGGUCUUUUUUUUGUUUUUUUUUUGCCUGCCACGAUGGCUUCUUCCUCUGGAAACGACGACGACCUCACCAUCCCCAGAGCAGCCAUCAACAAGAUGAUUAAAGAAACUCUCCCGAACGUACGAGUGGCCAACGACGCCAGGGAGCUCGUGGUCAACUGCUGCACGGAGUUCAUACACCUCAUCUCCUCUGAAGCCAAUGAAAUAUGCAACAAGUCCGACAAGAAGACCAUCUCUCCUGAGCAUGUCAUCAACGCGCUCGAGAGCCUGGGUUUCGCCUCGUACAUCACGGAGGUAAAAGACGUCCUCCAGGAGUGUAAAACUGUAGCUCUGAAGAGGAGGAAGGCCAGCUCUCGACUGGAGAACCUGGGGAUCCCAGAGGAAGAGCUCCUCAGGCAGCAACAGGAAUUGUUUGCCAAGGCGCGGCAGCAGCAGGCGGAGCUCGCCCAGCAAGAGUGGCUACAGAUGCAGCAGGCCGCCCAACAGGCACAGAUGGCAGCGGCAUCUGCCAGCGCCGCCCAACAGGCCAGUUCCUCUCAGGACGAAGACGAGGACGAUGACAUGUGAUUCCCAGGACUCCUUCAGGAUCCCCUCCUGGGACCCCACUGGCACACAACUCCCUCAGUGCUGUCAUUGGCAGAGACAUGAAGCGGGUUUGACCACUGGCAUACAUCAGUGUAACAUGGAUAAUGCACAUCGGAAUGGACACUGAAGAGAAGGACAACUGCGGUUUUCUAGACGGUCUCACUCUCGUUCAGACACCGGAACCUGAAAAUAAUUUUGAUCGAGAGGAUGCAGAGUUUUUGAGCAGCCUCCCCCUUUUUUCUUCCCCCAGAUGCUUCUGUUUAAUUAUAUCUUGAUAGUAUGUUGUGAGUGAUUUGUAGAUUUCUGGAUGUGUUGUGGACACUGAGGGCAUUGCCCGGGAUAUGUCAAUGAAUGUUGGUGAUAUUGCAACAAGUGUUCGGACCCGCGGGUACUGCACCAGAUAGCAUUCUUCAUGUUAUCCGUUGUACUAGGAUCACUUUUGGUGGUUUAGGAGAACUGCUUUAGAAUAAUUUCAGAGCAGUCGAUUUCUCCUUUCUUGUGGUUUGAUGGUCACUUUAACAGAAAGGGUUUUCUCUACCCCCCUCUUGAUAUAUUUGUUUAUCAGGGGAUCAUCAGAAGAGAUGUGAAUAUAGGAUUCUUUUUUUCUUUUCUCAUUAAGUAGAGAAUUAAAUGGACAUUUUGGUUGAUUUUUAGAUCAUUCAGAUGCUUAAUGUUGCAUUUUUCUUUCUAUCUUGAACCACCUGCAGUAUUGCUAAUUAACUACACGUUUCAGAAACUCUAUAUUUUUGUCUCAUAGAACCAAAGAUAGAGGAGAGACUAACAGCCCAGAUUUUUUUUUGGUUUUAUUAAAGGUGUAGGUGCUGAGGUGAUUCUUGCUGCUGACUCCGGGUCAGUCUCAACAAUGUUAAGGAUUAUUAACCUUCAAAUUUGUAAGAUGCUUUGAUAUCCAGGCUGACCUCUCUUCGGGUGCAGUAUCAAACAUUUGCAUUGUGACUGGUCAAUCCUCAGCGUAAAGACAAGUAACCUAGUUGUGAUACACAUUCACUCGCCUAUGCUACGAAGUUGUAUUCUUUAAGCAAUAAAGAAAUCGUAUUUUAUAGACAA